AUGAGAGACCAGCUUAGUCACCUCCAUCAGGUGCAGACUGACUCUGAGGGUUUCAGCACGGUGGAGCUGGACAAUUUGUCAGAUCAUGAGGCAGCAGCAUCAUCACAUCCUGUCCCGGACCUGGACGAGGUCCUGCAGGAGGCCCAACGGAUACGUCUGGAGAUCCAGCAGAUCCAGAGCGACGUCAUGGAGCUGAAAGAUGUGAACUACCAGGCCUUAAACAAGACCUCGUACCCUCUGGCAACAAAAAGAGACUCCAAUGCAAUCGGGGCGGAUGUCAAACGCAGAGGAGAGGCGGUGCUGCAGCGGCUGCACAUGAUGAAUGCUCUCAGCAGAGAACUGGAGGCUCAGCGUGGCGGCUCCGACCCGGAAGCCCGCGUUGCUCGAACACAGUACCAGUGUCUCAGCGGCACCCUGCGGGAGGUGAUGUGCAGCUACAACGACACCGAGAUGAGCCACAGGGAGGCCUGCAAACGGCAGAUCCAGAGGCAGAUGGAGGUGGUGGACAGGGAGCUCAGCGCGGAGGAGCUGGAGGAGAUGAUGGAGAGCGGCGAGUGGAGCGUGUUCGGCGCCCAGGUGGAGGGCAAAACGGCUCGCUCGGCCUUCCUGCAGAUCGAGAGCCGACGAGAGGAGCUGCUGGAGCUGGAGACGAGGAUCCAGGGGAUCCAGGAGCUGUUUCUGGACGUGGCUUUGCUCACAGAGGAGCAGGUGGCGAUCGUCGACAACAUCCAGAAAAACGCACAAAAUACGGAAGUGAGCGUUCAGGAUGCCGUGGUCCACCUGGACAGAGCGGUGGCUUAUGAUAGAAACAACCCCUUCAAGAAGAUGUUCUGUUGCUGCUUUCCAUGUAUUAAAAGUUUGAUGUCUUGA
Molecule: messenger RNA, 870 nt
Organism: Anoplopoma fimbria (sablefish)
Lineage: Eukaryota; Metazoa; Chordata; Actinopteri; Perciformes; Anoplopomatidae
Product: syntaxin-11-like
Exons: 1
Coding region: 1-870 (289 amino acids)
Biological process (GO): exocytosis; synaptic vesicle fusion to presynaptic active zone membrane; intracellular protein transport
Cellular component (GO): SNARE complex; endomembrane system; presynaptic active zone membrane
Molecular function (GO): SNARE binding; SNAP receptor activity
Source: RefSeq, a predicted model, not a curated record